UAGGAUCUGUCAUUGUCAUAUUCUGUGGUAAUUGUAUUGUUGUAUUUGUUGUUUGUUUUUCAGGCUUGUUAUCAACUUGUUAUUUUAUUAUAGACGAGACAAACUUUUUAUUCCACCGUUUUGGGGUGUAAAAAGUGUAAAUACUGUAAAUCUUGAAACCUUUGAAGUAAUCGAAGUCGAUUUUGUGCUGUGAGUGUAAUUAAUUUCUUAUAAUGCCCCAACUCAUCUUUGUAUGUUAGGAUGGAGACCGAAAGUGCCGCACUGCAUGUCUUUCCAAAUUCAAACAAGUCCCCAUAGCGGUUUCAUUUAAAGUUUGCGUCCAUAUGAGGCCCAGGUCUGCCAGGCCAGGCGAGAAAGGUCUGUGAUCUUCAUUUUACAGUUGGACAUAGAAAUCGUUUUAAUGCAAACACAUUGGCCACUCUUCUACAAGGUAAGCGAUAUUAAACAACUUUAUUGCUUAUUUUGACACCAAUAGGGUUGUUGACACAUGUUGAAUUUUAUGACUAAAUCUAGUUAAAUAGAUAGAAAAUGAGCAAUUUAUCACAAAACAUUGGAAACUUAAAAAAUAUGUUGGUAAAAAUACAAGACCUUAAAGCACUGACUUAAUAUAAAAUAUAUAGACACACAAAGCUCCUGCUUUAUGUGCAAAAACGUCAACAAAUGUGGAUCAGAAUGACGUUUUCGCACCAUUGUUGCCCUUGAUCAUUCCUCAAUGCUUGAAACUCUUGAAAGUGCUCUGAAACAAUUCUCUUGUGAUUUUAUACAACGUCUGUCAAGCACAGCCCUGGACUCCGAUAAAUCUGUGUUAUGUGAAUAUACCCAGUGUGCUCAACGGACACUGAUUUGCUGCUCGGAUUGGUUAUUUGUGACAAUGGUUCGAAACAGUGCGAUGUGUUGUGUACCUAAUUGCGGUAAAACGCGAUUAGAUAAUGUAAUUCUUCACAAAUUUCCCUGUCCAAUUAAUGAGGCUGACCGGUUUCGGACAUGGAUUUACUCUGUUGGUGGAGAUGUGUUAUCUUUGGAUAACCAAUUUAUUCAUAAGUACCGAAAAGUGUGUCAUAUUCACUUUAAGGAAAAAUAUAUUAAUCGAAGCGGAAGACUCAGCGAUAUUGCAAUUCCAACACUACAUUUAAAAGUUUUCCUGACAAUUUGCCUUGCGCUUGGCGGACGGUGCCCGAAGAAGAUAAUGACUGAGAAAGCGUGUUGCGUACCGGGUUGUUAUUCAUCCCGGUCUGACAAUGGAGUAAUAUUACAUGUAUUCCCAAAUCCUAUAAAGACGGAAAAAUAUCUUCUUUGGGCACAAGCAGCUGGGCCCGAGGUUUUAUCACUAGACCCCCACUUUGUAUACAAACGUCGGAGGAUCUGCCAUAUCCAUUUCGAAACAAAAUACUUGACUAAUACUAGACGACUGACCCACAAUGCUGUUCCUACUUUAUAUAUAGAUAACAGAAACAGUAAAAGUAUUGAGUCUGCGCCAAAUUCACAAGAAGCGGAAACCCGUUCCGAACAUUGGCAUAGCAAUACAGAUAACGCACCUCAACAGCCAAUAGAUUUGCAGCCAACAGAGGAGCGCCACCAGUUAAAGCUUGAUUUAGCCGCCGAGAUCGGUGAACUGAACGACCUGAUAGAGGCACACCCUUCUGACAAUGAAGACCUGCCACCCUCGCCUAUCCCACCAGAGAUAUCCGAGAACAUUCCUGAGACUAAUGACAGUAAUGAAACAGAAGGAGAGAAAAUUUUCUCAUGGCAAAAAGCUGAGUUGAUCGAGACAGUAGUUCCGGACCAAGUCGAGUAUCUAUGUCAGGAUUGUGCAGUUGUUAUUGAAGGGUUCUUGUUCUGGUGCGUGCAAUGCGCGUGCGGCCCACUGUGCGUUGCGUGCGCAGGCUGCGCGCCGCAUAGCACACACUACGUGCUGCGCGCGCCAGAGGGCGCCACUCUUAGACAAACGCGGGCAGUGCUAGCAGCUAUACGACAUCAGCUGCUGAAAGAAAAUCUACUAACAUUGUAUGAAAUCGAUGAAAAGGAUGUGAAAGUGGAAGUGAAACCGGAGCCAGAGGAGCGUCCCUUGCCCCCGAGCCUGCUGCAGGAUCCGCUUGACUUAGAGCCCCGACUAGACGCUGAACCCCACUACCCGGCCUCUGGGCAACAGUCCGGGGAGUUUAGGAGAGAAUCAUCUCCCGAAGUCAUAGAACUUAAAUCCGAGACCGUGGAGCUCCAACCCGAAGAUAUAGUCAUUGAGUGUGUAAACGAGGAAACAGUCGAUCGCCAUCCUUUCAAGCGUCCUAGGCUUAUGAACCACCGAACAGGCAAAUUAAACACCACAAAAGGCGUCCAACAACGUUCCCUACUAAAGACCCCACCUAUAAUUUUGAAAGGGUCACAAACCCUUACAGAUUUAACACCUGGAUAUAUCACAGAAUUAAAACCUCGUAUAAAGAUACCUAGCGAUAGCCCAGGAUCACAAUCUGGUAUAAAGAUUCUAUCUAGCGAUCGCACUGGAUCACAAUCUGAUAGAGAGAUCCUAUAUAGCAAUGGUACAAUAACUUUGUCUGCUAUAAAGAACCUACCUAGUGAUGGUUCAAGAACUCAAUCUGGUAUAGAGAGCCUACCUAGCGAUGGUUCAAAAACUCAAUCUGGUAUAAAGAGCCUAUCUAGCGAUGAUUCAAGAACUCAAUCUGGUAUAAAGAGCCUACCUAGCGAUGGUUCAAGAACCCAAUCUGGUAUAAAGAGCCUACCUAGCGAUGGUUCAAGAACCCAAUCUGGUACAAAGAGCCUACCUAGCGAUGGUUCAAGAACCCAAUCUGGUAUAAAGAGCCUACCUAGCGACGGUUCAAGAACUCAAUCUGGUAUAAAGAGCCUACCUAGCGAUGGCUCAAGAACUCAAUUGGGUAUAAAGAGCCUACCUAGCGAUGGUUCAAGAAUCGAAUCUGGUAUAAAGAGCCUACCUAGCGAUGGUUCAAGAACUCAUUCUGGUAUAAAGAUAAUUCCUAGCGAUUGUACAGUGUCACAACCUCUUAAAAAAGUCACGCCUAGCGAUACUAUAAGAUUACAUCUCCCUAGUCAUCUUGGAGGGUCAAUAAUACUCCAAAAAAUCCAACCUAGUGAACUCAUAUCAGAAAUGACCUUAAAUCUCAAAAAGGUCCAGAGCGUGCCCAAAGGCGCAUCCGUCUUAAAGCUCCCACAAAAUCCCAAAGGGCUGAAACUCCAAUUAUUACAAAACGAACCCCCUAACCCCAAGGUCAAGGUCUCUAACCCCCUAAAGGAUCCUCAAUCCGAAUCUGUGAUAAAUUUAGAGGAUGUGGUAAGUGAGGAAAUAGAGAUUUUAGACGAAGAACUUUUGGCCGAAAGCGAAUAUGAACAAGACCGAUUAGAGAUAGAAAAUCUGGAAGAUGAAGAAGAUAGUGAAAUAGACAAAUCUAGAUUUGAUAAAGAUAAGAUCGAUCAAGAAGUUAUAGACUAUUUAGAAAGUGAAAUGGAUGAUAGUGAUUUAGAUAAAGAUUAUAGGAUAGAUGAGGAACGGAUAGAUGAAGAUUCAAUAGAUGAGACAGAUGUAGAAGAUAUUACUGGAGGUGUUGGCAGGAGAACGAGGAACACCACAAAAAGUCUGAGAGCUCAUAGUGAAGUUAUGCGUCAUACGCUGACUUCAGAAGCCGCGGUGCAACUGCAGCCUCUUACCUCAUUAGAUAUAAGAAAGUGGUCGGCCGAGAAAAGACUUAAAUAAACUCUAGGAAUUAUAA
Messenger RNA from Cydia fagiglandana, 3737 nucleotides. RefSeq lists its product as uncharacterized. Bases 713 to 3721 code for a protein of 1002 amino acids. The record is from RefSeq and is a predicted model, not a curated record. The transcript is spliced from 14 exons. Lineage: Eukaryota; Metazoa; Arthropoda; Insecta; Lepidoptera; Tortricidae.